AUGCCUCGUAGUCGAAGUAAAAGUCCAAGAGAACGAUUUGAUCGCAGAUAUCGUGGCGGUACUAGUCGCAAUAUAGAAUCAAGACGAAGACGUUCACGUUCACGAUCACCCAUUCGAGAAUAUGAUCGAGAUCGUCGAGAUCGUAAUCAACGACAACGUACAAAAUCGCGUUCAACAUCACCAAAAGCAUUUCGCGGUGAAGCAUUUGGAAAUAAAUUAGUUCGAUCAUCAGAUAAAAAAAGUGAAAGAUAUGAACCACCGAAAAGAAUAUUUGAUCCAUCGGAAUUACAAGGAAAAACUGAAGACGAAAUUGAAAUGAUGAAAACAAUGGGAUUUGCCACAUUUGAUACGACGAAGGGUAAACAUACGGAAGGAUCAACAAAUGCAUGGGGAGCUAACAUACAACAAAAACGGCGUUACAGACAAUAUAUGAAUCGAAAAGGUGGUUUCAAUCGUCCAUUAGAUCCUAUUGCGUGA
Molecule: messenger RNA, 477 nt
Organism: Didymodactylos carnosus
Lineage: Eukaryota; Metazoa; Rotifera; Eurotatoria; Philodinida; Philodinidae
Source: the annotation of a GenBank genome assembly